This is a messenger RNA of Brassica rapa (field mustard), 1240 nucleotides long. RefSeq names its product nuclear transcription factor Y subunit A-1. Gene Ontology annotation, molecular function: DNA binding; DNA-binding transcription factor activity. NCBI's taxonomy places the organism in Eukaryota, Viridiplantae, Streptophyta, Magnoliopsida, Brassicales, Brassicaceae. Gene Ontology annotation, biological process: regulation of DNA-templated transcription. Gene Ontology annotation, cellular component: CCAAT-binding factor complex. The record is from RefSeq and is a predicted model, not a curated record.
AAAAAAAAAAAAAAAUCUUUCUACCCAAUCCUAUUCGUCUUCUACGAGUUUCAGUUACUGUCUGCCGGCUGUUGGGUGUUCCCAAAUCACUUCACCUUCCCCAAAUUCUUCUCUGGCUUUUGUUUAAAUUCUGAUUCUUUUUGUUCUUUCCCCUUAAGAAGCUCCGCUAAAUUGCGAUCGAUUACAUAACCCCUCAGGGCUUUAAAUCUUCUAACACAAGAACGAUUAUUGCUAAGCUUUCACUUCAUCAUCUGAGAGAUGCAAUCCAAAUCGGGAGGAAGAGGAAAUGAAGAGGAAGUGAACCAGCAGCAACCCAUGAUGAUGUAUCCAGACCCUUGGUGGAAAAACAACUCCUUUGGUGGUGUCCUUCCUCAAGAGAGACCUUCUGGUUCAGAAUCAAACGAUGUUCAUUCACCAUCUGAAGACGACGGUGGCCCUUGUAAGGAUUCACAAGCUGCUACUUCUCCUCCUCCUCCUCCAGUAGAUAACCAUGGAGAAGAAGGGAAUGAUCCAACGCAUUCUAUGGAUGAUCAGCAAGUUGUACAACCACCAGAGCUUGUUGGACACUACAUUGCGUGUGUUCCAAAUCCAUAUCAGGAUGCAUAUUAUGGAGGAAUGAUGGGAGCAUAUGGUCAUCAUCAACCAUUGGGGUUUCGUCCAUAUCCUGGAAUGGCUCGUGAAAGAACAGCUCUGCCACUAGACACGACACAAGAACCUGUUUAUGUGAAUGCAAAACAGUACGAGGGGAUUCUAAGGCGAAGGAAAGCACGUGCCAAGGCUGAGCUAGAGAGGAAAGUCAUCAACAGAAAGCCUUAUCUUCAUGAGUCGAGACACAAGCAUGCGAUGAAAAGGGUGAGGGCUAGUGGAGGCCGGUUUGCAAAGAAAAGUGAAGCAGAAGCAGCAGAGGAUGCAGCAGCAGCGAGGAGAGAAAGGAGUUCAGCAACCAACUCAUCAGGCUCUGAACAACCAGUUGAUUCUUAAGGUGCAUCAUAGUCAGCCAAAGCUCUGAGAAAGAGAGAGAGACACGCUUUGGUUUUGUGUGUUGCUUAGUUGUUCUUGUCAGAGUUCCAUAUCAUGUGGUUUUACAGUUACUAUGUACAAAGAGAGACGAGUUCUUUUAGGUGUUAGAUUUGGAGACAGGGGAAAUAGUAGUCAGUAGGUUUUGUUUUUAUUCUUUUGGAAAUUUGGAAAAAUACGUUUGUUUAAUCAAUUGCUUUUUUGAGCAGAAAGUGUUACUACA